UGAUUUAGCGAAGGUCCGAUCAAAUAAAAUAAAAAAUGAGAGGAACCCAAGCGGAGGUCGUGCCGCUGGAAUAUUCAGACCCGCUAUGGACAUGAAUCAGAAGAAAACAUUUUUCCCUAACACGUCAUCUGUUGCACAACGGAAAGGCAAAGCCCUUCAGCAGGAGGAGAAUGGUUAAAGCCAUUUAAUUACGUCCUUCGCCGAGCGACCACGGCGCCGCUUCUGCCUUUUCACAUUUGGAACCCUGAGCUGCUCGUGGCCGCACCGAUCUGCUGCUCCGUCUCCACCGUCCUGCACUUCUUGACUUUUCGCACCCGGUUUGCGCGUCUCUGGCGGGAAUGAAUGUGAAAUAGUGGCUUUAUUCGGAGAAGUGCCACAGCAGCCUACGCAAAACUCGCGAAGCAGGUGCCUGUGAGCUCAGUGUUAUACCAUGGCCUAGCAGCGAUGUCGCAGCUCUACUUUCGGCGCACUGACAAUUCCUCCUACCGGGACCGCAUCCCGCUGCGUAUCGUGCGGGCCGAGGCAGAGCUCUCGCCGUUGGAGAAGGCUUACCUGAACGCGGUAGAGAAAGGCGACUACGCCAGUGUCAAGCAUGCCCUGGAAGAGGCCGAGAUCUACUUCAAGAUCAAUAUCAACUGUAUCGACCCCCUUGGCCGCACAGCGCUCCUCAUCGCCAUCGAGAACGAGAACCUGGAGAUCAUCGAACUGCUGCUCAGCUACAAUGUGUACGUGGGCGAUGCCCUGCUCCACGCUAUCCGCAAGGAGGUGGUUGGAGCAGUGGAAUUACUGCUCAACCACAAGAAACCUAGUGGGGGCAUGCAGGUGCCACCCGUCCUCCUGGACAAGCAGUUCUCGGACUUCACACCCGACAUCACGCCUAUCAUCUUGGCUGCCCACACCAACAAUUAUGAGAUCAUCAAACUUCUGGUGCAGAAGGGUGUGUCCGUGCCCCAGCCACACGAAGUGCGCUGCAACUGUGUGGAGUGUGUCUCCAGCUCCGACGUGGAUAGCCUGCGCCACUCCCGCUCCCGCCUCAACAUCUACCGUGCGCUGGCCAGCCCCUCGCUCAUUGCCCUGUCCAGCGAGGACCCCUUCCUAACGGCCUUCCAGCUCAGCUGGGAGCUGCAGGAGCUCAGCAAGGUGGAGAAUGAGUUCAAGUCAGAGUAUGAGGAGCUCUCACACCAGUGCAAGGAGUUCGCUAAAGACCUGCUGGAUCAAACGCGCAGCUCCCGCGAGUUGGAACUGAUCCUCAACUUCCGUGAUGGCAUCAACCCUCUAGAGGAGGAGAGCAAUAAUGACCUGGCUAGGCUCAAACUCGCCAUCAAGUACCAUCAGAAGGAGUUUGUGGCUCAGCCAAAUUGCCAGCAGCUUUUGGCAUCUCGCUGGUACGACGAGUUUCCAGGCUGGAGGAGGCGCCACUGGGCAGGGAAGUUCCUCACCUGUGUCUUCAUUGGCCUCCUUUUCCCUGUCUUCUCCCUCUGCUACCUGAUUGCCCCCAAGAGUCGCUACGGUCUCUUCAUCCGCAAGCCCUUCAUAAAGUUCAUCUGCCACACAGCAUCCUACCUGACCUUCCUUUUCCUCCUGCUGCUGGCUUCCCAGCACGUCGUGUCCACCGAACCCAAUCGUCAGGGUCCUGCACCCACCACUGUGGAGUGGAUGAUUUUACCCUGGGUCCUAGGUUUCAUCUGGACUGAGAUCAAACAAAUGUGGGAUGGUGGACUCCAAGACUAUAUCCAUGACUGGUGGAACCUCAUGGACUUUGUCAUGAAUUCUCUGUACCUGGCAACUAUUUCCCUGAAGAUAGUCGCCUAUGUGAAGUACAGCGGCUGCAAACCCAGGGACAACUGGGAGAUGUGGCAUCCCACAUUAGUGGCGGAAGCUGUGUUUGCCAUUGCCAACAUCUUCAGCUCACUGAGGCUGAUCUCACUCUUCACGGCCAACUCGCACCUGGGUCCACUGCAGAUCUCUCUGGGCCGCAUGCUGUUAGACAUCCUCAAGUUUCUGUUCAUCUACUGCUUGGUGCUGCUGGCCUUUGCCAAUGGUCUCAACCAGCUAUACUUUUACUAUGAAACCCAGGGCUCCAAUGAAACCAAAAGUUGCAAGGGCAUCCGUUGUGAGAAGCAAAACAACGCCUUCUCCACGUUGUUUGAGACCCUACAGUCCUUGUUUUGGUCCAUAUUUGGCCUGAUUAACCUCUAUGUGACCAAUGUUGGUCCUGACCACGAAUUCACCGAGUUUGUUGGCGCCACCAUGUUCGGCACCUACAACAUCAUCUCGCUUGUGGUUCUUCUCAACAUGCUGAUUGCCAUGAUGAAUAACUCUUAUCAGCACAUUGCCGACCAUGCAGACAUUGAGUGGAAAUUUGCUAGAACCAAGCUGUGGAUGAGUUACUUUGAGGAAGGGGGCACCUUGCCAUCUCCUUUUAACAUAAUCCCGAGCCCCAAGUCAGCAUGGUACCUCAUCAAGUGGAUAAAGAGGCACAUCUUCAAAAAGACCAAGUCAAAAAGGCCAGAAACAUUUGGAGCUCUAGGGAGAAGGGCAGCUGAGAACCUCAGACUAAAUCAUCAGUACCAGGAGGUGCUGAGAAAUUUAGUGAAGAGAUAUGUGGCGGCUAUGAUCAGAGAUGCGAAGAAGGAGGAAGGGUUGACGGAAGAGAAUUUCAAGGAACUGAAGCAGGACAUCUCUAGCUUCCGUUAUGAGGUCCUGGGAAUGAUGAAGAGUCAGGGGUCCAAAGUGGGCUCAGGGGCCUCCAGCCUUGCAUACCCCGACCACCCACUCAAGUGCACACCAUCGCCCCCCAGUGGCCACCAGAAGAGCAAGCUUAACCUGUUCGAUGUUACCACCAUGCUGAAACAGAGCUCUGGUGGCCCCAAGCCAUCGGAGGCCUUUAAUGGGCUGGCCAAUGGCUCUGCCCUCCUGCCGGCUGACAAUCCCACUGGCUCGCGGGAGAGACUCCAGAGGAAGGAUUUCCCUCGAGACAUUUCAAACUUUGGCCUUUUUCAGCGACAGCGCCGGGGAAACAACCCAGGCCAUAACCCCAACAAAAUCUACUCUGUCUCAGAGGAGAUAGACGAGUCAGACCCAGAAGAGUCAAAUCGCAGUGGGAAGGAGGUAAAGCCCUCCGGGCCAUCUACUGGUGAGGAGGCAGAACAAAUGGUUGUGUCAGGGUGCCAGGAAGAAGAGGAGGGCAAGAAGAAAGAUGAAGAGGUGGUGGAAGCAGUGGAACCAGAAGGGGAGGAGGGUAUCCCCCAUGAGGAGCUCAAAGAGGGUCAAACCAGCACUUCUUUGACUGAACAGACAUAGUUCAGCAAGUUUGACAUGUAAGACCCUCUAGUGCACAACAUUGCAAAAGUGACAAUCAAACUUUUCUAUGGAAAUUUAGUGUGUUUCUGGCAAGUUCUGUGCUGGAAUAAAAGGACAUGUUUGUUCAGUUGGUUCAUCCAAGGAUAGAAACAAAUAUCUCCACACACUAAAAUGGGAAACAUGGUUUCAUAAGAGAUCCUGCUCGUUUAUACAACUGAUGUCCGUGAAGAAGCAGGACUUUUUCAUGCAAUGAGGAGGAAAUGGACAGCCUCACAGCCUCAGGGAGAAAAAGGAGAGGCCAUGGGUGAAUUUUGAUUCACACGCUUCGUUUGAGUUUGACGAACCCGGCUGAGCUCCCGGCUUCCCCUACAGGAGCUGAAAUCAAGUUCGCAAGAACACUAGUGGAUGUUGUAGAAGUUUCCAGGUCUCCAGGGGAAUCCUGUUUUUAUGGGUCCUAAACACCACAACUUGGCACAGAUGUUAAUGUGGAUCCGCAGAUGAAACAUUAGUUUCUAGCCUAAAAACUUUCUGCAUUACUUUGUUAUGUAAAUGAAAAGCCUAACCCUGUAGCUAGUGUAAGCUAUAUUUCCCCUUAGACCCAGUAGUCUGCCUUACCCCAUUAGUUUGAGCACUUUACAUUAAAUGAUC
Molecule: messenger RNA, 3951 nt
Organism: Scleropages formosus (Asian bonytongue)
Lineage: Eukaryota; Metazoa; Chordata; Actinopteri; Osteoglossiformes; Osteoglossidae
Gene: trpc4a
Product: transient receptor potential cation channel, subfamily C, member 4a
Exons: 11
Coding region: 445-3303 (952 amino acids)
Biological process (GO): regulation of cytosolic calcium ion concentration; calcium ion transmembrane transport
Cellular component (GO): plasma membrane; cation channel complex
Molecular function (GO): protein binding; inositol 1,4,5 trisphosphate binding; store-operated calcium channel activity
Source: RefSeq, a predicted model, not a curated record